UGCGUGCUUUCCGACCCACUGCGGCCGCCGUCGUCGUCGUCGUCGUCUUCACUCUGACGCGCCACUAAACACGAUGAGACGAUUACACAGCCGCCACAUUUCACAAGAAAUCCGUCAACAGUUCCAAGAAUCAACCUCAAAUGACAUCAACACUCUUACGUUUGCCGUUCGAGCCGAACCGACUCAACAUUCGCCCGAAUGUUGCGUUCAGUGUCUCCUGUGCUCUACUUCCUGCUUGUCGUCAGCGCUCACGUGACGUUCGCCGCGGAGGGCAUACCGAGGCGGCGGCUGAAGCUGGCCGACGAUGAGGCGAGCCGAGCGGCAUCGGAGUCCCGCGACAACUCGGUGGAGUCGAGACAGUCCGGAGGAUGGGACGUGCCCGUGAUUGUCAAGCGCCUGGACGCCAGAUACGAUUGGCUGACGGGGCGCCGGGCUACGACGCGUUACGAGCUGAGGGACGCGGGCGACGGCUGAUGUGCAAAAUCUGGAAAUACCUCAAAAACUUUAAAAAAUAUAUAUUAGAAUUAGUUUGUUAUGAAAAAUGUGAUUACUAAUAAUAAUUAUAUAAUUCUACUACUGGACUAUAAUAAAUAAAAGUGAAAUCAGGAAAAUUCAG
Messenger RNA from Phyllopteryx taeniolatus (common seadragon), 616 nucleotides. RefSeq lists its product as uncharacterized. Lineage: Eukaryota; Metazoa; Chordata; Actinopteri; Syngnathiformes; Syngnathidae. The coding region runs from base 199 to 474 and encodes 91 amino acids. The record is from RefSeq and is a predicted model, not a curated record. The transcript is spliced from 2 exons.